Molecule: messenger RNA, 1778 nt
Organism: Asterias rubens (European starfish)
Lineage: Eukaryota; Metazoa; Echinodermata; Asteroidea; Forcipulatida; Asteriidae
Product: protein DDI1 homolog 2-like
Exons: 8
Coding region: 96-1463 (455 amino acids)
Biological process (GO): proteolysis
Molecular function (GO): aspartic-type endopeptidase activity; protein binding
Source: RefSeq, a predicted model, not a curated record
GUAAGCAAAACGCACGAAUUGCAAGGUUAAUUAAACUUCCAGAUUAAAAGUCAACUUCUCAUAUUUAUUUGUACAUUUUUAAUCCUUUAUUCACAAUGAAAGUCACUGUAACAACCUUGGCCGGCGAUGUCUUCACACUGGAUGUGAGUCCAGACUUAGAGUUGGUAAAUUUCAAGGCUUUGUGUGAGUUCGAGUGUGGCGUUUCGAGUGAACAGUGUUUGGUCCAUCAUGAAGGACGGUUACUGCAAGAUCCACAGAAGACGCUGGGUGGUUUCGGAGUGAAAGACGGCGACAUGUUGCUCCUGCAGCAGCGGUCUACUGCUCCUCCGCAAGCACAGCAAGGAGGAGCUCCAAGUAUGCUGAAUAUGGACUUCAGUCAAAUCCAGAUACCGGGAGCGGCCGGGCCUUCCGUGGUGUCCCAACGACCGACGGUGCCUUCAAGCGAGCAGCAGCAACGAGUGCCUCCAGUACAGGUCAAUGAGAACGAUCCAGCUCAUCUUAGACAAAUGUUCCUUAAUGAUCCACAUCAGCUUUCACUUCUCAAGGAACGCAAUCGUCCUCUCGCUGAUGCACUCUUAAGCGGGGACCUUGGUAAAUUUGCCGAAGUGCUAGAUAAACAGAGGAGGGAAAGAGUUGAGAAAGAAUUGAUGCAGAUACGAAUGAUGAACGCUAAUCCAUUUGAUGCAAGCGCACAACAACAGAUAGAAGAGACCAUCAGAUUGAAGAACGUCGAUGCGAACAUGGAGACGGCGAUGGAGCAUUCUCCCGAGAGCUUUGGGCAGGUACUCAUGCUGUACAUCGACUGUAAAGUUAACUUUCAUCCAGUCAAAGCAUUCGUUGAUUCUGGUGCUCAGAUGACGAUUAUGAGCCAGGCAUGUGCGGAGCGUUGUAACAUUAUGCGUCUAGUCGACAAGAGGUGGGCCGGUGUAGCCAAAGGCGUCGGCACACAAAAAAUCAUAGGCAGAGUUCAUUUAGGUCAAAUCCAGAUUGGGCCAGCUUUCUUGCAGUCGUCGUUUGCAAUCUUGGAAGAUCAACCGAUGGAUAUGCUUCUUGGGCUGGACAUGCUCAAACGUCAUCAGUGUUGCAUAGACCUCAAGAAUAAUUUAUUACGAAUCGGGACCACGGGUACCGAGACAGCUUUUCUAGGGGAGGCCGAUGUGCCGAUAUGCGCUCGAUUGAAUCGAACUGAGUCAAUGGAACAUACAGCGUUGGAAUCAGAGGAUAAACAGCUAGCUGAAGCAUUACAACGAUCCGCACAAGAUACUGCAGGGCCAAGCGGUUCAACAGUGGGUUCUAACCCAUCACAACAAUCUAGUUUUCCAGAGGCAACGGUAAGCGAGCUUGUAGCAAUGGGAUUCCAACGUGAUGAUGUCAUAACUGAGCUUCAACGACACAACGGGGACAAGCAAACGGCGGUAGCGUCUCUCUUUGCAAAGAACUUCAAAAUUCCUGGACAGAAAUAACGGCGAUUGAAACAAGGAAGCUUCUCAGGAUGUUGUAGUGGCGCAUUAAGGGACCUUGUCAAAAUUAGUCUAGGACAACCAGCGGAUAUGUAUUGUCCAGGACAAGGUUUUUACUUGCCGUAAAGUCACCUUGUUUGAAAUUGGGUGUCAGGAGAAGUUCACAGUGCCUGGGUUUGCAUUUGUUUUCAAACGGCAGACUUGGAUUGCUAUCUACUGGAAAACAAGUCUCUACAUCAUAAACAAAGAUAAUAAUAACCAACUUUUAUAUAUAGCGCUUUUCACACCUGAAAGGGCCUCUCAAAGCACUUCCAGCAU